Messenger RNA from Ilex paraguariensis (yerba mate), 1158 nucleotides. The record is from the annotation of a GenBank genome assembly. NCBI's taxonomy places the organism in Eukaryota, Viridiplantae, Streptophyta, Magnoliopsida, Aquifoliales, Aquifoliaceae.
AUACUAUAAAGCCGAAUGGACCUUUGCCAGUGAAACACACAGCCAAGCUAACAAGACAGCAUACUCAACACCAACAUUAUUCUAUUGCUCAAACGAAGGGAGCUCUGUGAAAACGAAUUCCAAAGCAGACGGCCCUCCAUUAUCACAACAAAGAGGCUAGCAAAACAGGGGAAGAUCAACCAACGAAAAUGUCUACUAGUAUUCCAGUGAUUGAUCUACAAGAAAUUUCAUCAGAACCCCCAAAAUUGGUCCAAGCAUGUGAUGAAUGGGGAUGUUUUCGGAUCAUCAAUCACCAAAUACCCACAACUUUAAUGGCGGAAAUGAAGUCGGUGGUGAGAUCUCUACUUGAUCUUCCUAUGGAAAUCAAGCGGAGGAACAGGGAAGUGAUAGCCGGAAGUGGGUACGUAGCACCCAGCAAGGGCAACCCUCUUUAUGAGGGUUUGGGUCUUUAUGAUCUAGGCUCAAUUGAAGCUGUUCAUGAUUUUUGUACUCAACUUGAUGCCUCUCCCUAUCAAAGGGAGACAAUAACAAGGUAUUCUCAAUCUGUGCACGAUCUGGCCAUGGAAAUUGGCAGUAAGUUGGCCAAGAGCAUGGGUUUGGACAAGGAUUUGUUCAUGGGAUGGCCUUGCCAAUUCAGAAUAAACAAGUACAGCUUCACUACAGAAACCAUAGGGUCAUCUGGGGUGCAAAUUCAUACGGACUCUGGAUUUCUUACCAUAUUACAGGAUGAUGAAAAUGUCGGGGGCCUUGAGGUGAUGGACAAGAGGUCUGGGGCAUUUGUAGCUGUCGAUCCCUUGCCAGGCACCCUUCUUGUCAAUCUUGGAGACAUUGCUACGGUGUGGAGCAAUGGAAGAUUUUACAAUGUGAAGCACAGAGUGCAAUGCAAGGAAGCAAGAAUACGAAUAUCAAUUGCGCUGUUUGUGUUAGGACCUAAGGAGGAAGCAGUGGAAGCACCACCGGAAUUGGUGGAUUCUGAGGACCGUCGCCUCUAUGUUCCUGUAUUGUUUGAAGACUACAGAAAGCUCAGACUCUCCACCAGAUUGCGAGCUGGUGAAGCUCUGUCCCUCUUGCAUACUACCAACUCCUGAAGAAUUUGGAACGGUGGUUGGACAAAACUAGAAAAACAAAAUGUGAUUGGAUCAUCCAUUAAUUAAUUAU